AUGGCAACAGGUCAGUCAACUCGUAUUGUCCAUGCAGUAAUAGAUUUACAAAAGGAUCUUCCUGAAGGAAUUACUGAUAUUGAACAAGUUGAUGCAACAGAUGCAACAGUUUGGCGUGGUGUAUUUCAUGGACCACAAGGCAGCCCAUAUGAAGGUGGCAAAUUCAAAAUUUUAAUUGAAUUUCCAACUGAAUAUCCGUUUAAACCACCAAAAGUUAAAUUCGAUCCUCCGUUGUAUCAUCCUAAUGUCUACGAAGAUGGGAGCGUUAACAUAAAUCCUGAUGAUGCAACUGCAUGGACUCCAAAAUCAGCAUUGGGUCCUGUUCUAUCAUCAAUAUCUCCAAUGAUAGCAAACCCAAGCAUAGAUGAUAAACCAGCCAAUAAAGAUGCAGCUGGCCUUUAUUCCUCAAACAAGGAGGAAUUUACAAAGAAAGCCAAAGACUUGGCAAAAAAGAUUGCUCUAUAA
Didymodactylos carnosus is the source of this 465-nucleotide messenger RNA. Lineage: Eukaryota; Metazoa; Rotifera; Eurotatoria; Philodinida; Philodinidae. The record is from the annotation of a GenBank genome assembly.